AACCUUCGACGUGUUCGGCCGCCGCUGAAGCUGUCAAAACGUUUUUUUUUAUUCGUUUCGGAAGUAGUGGAAUCGGUUAGUGGUUCAUAUUAUGUACGCUACCGACGUUUUGGGGCUAUACUUUCGGUUUCCGGUGAUCAGUGACGAUAAUUGUUUAUUACCCCUCGCUCCCUCGCUCCACCUGCUGCUGCAGCCUUCAGCCAAAAGUCUGCUGUGACCGUGAAUGUUUCACACAUAUCACACCCGCCGAUCCGCCCCCCCGCUCAAAAACGCGUAACGCAUAAAUAAUCAAGUAAUUUCCAUGCAGCUCAGCUUUGAGCUGUGUCUGUAGGUCCAACCUGUCGGAAUUGAACAGGCAGUGUUCUCCUUUAAUAAAAUAUUGCUCAUCGUAAGCAGAAACAGAAACAGAAACGAAACCCGAAACUCACACCGCAAAACCCAUUAUCAGCUCCAAUGGCGCAUCCAACAAUCAAAGAUAAACAUCCGCGUACCGUAUAACUCGUAUCAAUGCGAUCCAUUUCCAGCGAUAAGUAAGCCGCAGCAGUAGGCGGAGUGGGAGGAGCAGCAGGAGGAGGUGUGGCACUGAUCUGUCGAUCGAUCGAACCGAUCUCUCCUCACUCUAUCUAACUAUCUUGUGACACACGCACACAAUCACAAUCACAAUGCCCGGCAGCUCGUAUCCCACGAAUAACGAUAAUUUCAGCCACGGUUUCCCCAUGGCCACCACACAAAGCGAACGCCUGCUGCAGGCCCAGAAUCGUCGCAAGUUCAGCUUUCCGGCCACCCUCCAUUCCGCCUCGCUGCUGGAGGUGGGGCAACGCGAGACGACGCGGAGGCGUCUCAGCAAUGUCAGCGACGUUGUCACCAGGAAACUGUCCUACACCAUUGGCUGGAAGGCGGCACAGAUACCCGCACAGGACAUCAUCACGCAGGGUCGUUGUCUGUGCGGGCACUACAUCAAGCGACGCCUGAGACGAUCGGGGCUGUUCAACAAGAAGUUGGGCUUGCAGCGGAUACGCAGCAUCCUGGGCUCCACCUCCAUGGGCAUUGUUCGCGAUGUCUUUCCAGCGGUUCAGGUGCUUGGCGACGAACUGGAGCGAAUGCAUCCACGUGCCUAUAGCGGCGUCGCCCGUCAGAUUUGUCGCAAUCCUGGCGGGGAGUUCCACACAGCCGAUGCUGUCAGCCUGCUGCUGGGGGCGGUGGGUCGCGAACUGUUCCGGUCGGACAUCACCUGGAGCAAGGUGAUCUCGCUGUUCGCCAUUGCCGGCGGCCUGUCGGUGGACUGUGUGCGUCAGGGGCAUCCCGAGUACCUGCCAAAGCUCAUGGAGAGCGUCUCGGAGGUGAUUGAGGAUGAGCUGGUGCCCUGGAUAAAUGAGAAUGGCGGCUGGAACGGCAUCAAUACGCAUGUUCUGCCCACAACAAACAGUCUGAAUCCCCUCGAGUGGACGACGCUGGUGAUAGGCGUGGUCUUUGGCCUAAUUCUGCUAUUUAUGUUCUUACGUUUUAUAAUAAGCACAAUAAUACCGAAAAUAUAUCAACGAUUUACGAACUGAAUCUGACAGGCAGCAA
This is a messenger RNA of Drosophila obscura, 1569 nucleotides long. It is a transcript of the gene Buffy, whose product is annotated as bcl-2-related ovarian killer protein homolog B. The record is from RefSeq and is a predicted model, not a curated record. The coding region runs from base 663 to 1553 and encodes 296 amino acids. Gene Ontology annotation, cellular component: mitochondrial outer membrane. The transcript is spliced from 5 exons. Gene Ontology annotation, biological process: regulation of apoptotic process; extrinsic apoptotic signaling pathway in absence of ligand; intrinsic apoptotic signaling pathway in response to DNA damage. Gene Ontology annotation, molecular function: protein homodimerization activity; protein heterodimerization activity. NCBI's taxonomy places the organism in Eukaryota, Metazoa, Arthropoda, Insecta, Diptera, Drosophilidae.